CUUAUUUCCUUUAAUGUACUUUUAAUUACCCAUAUUAUGAAAUCAACUUCAACUUAUACCACUAUGAUGAGGGUCACUCCUGAUGGAAGACCUUUUGCAAAAGACCUUUAUGAUAUAUUUAGUGCAAUGAUAUUUCAGAUCAAACUUGGUGAUCAUCGUUUUUUAUUUCGAACUUAUUCUACUAGUUUUACAACUGAAUCUAUGAUUGAAGUCCUUGGUCAUUUACAAUUUACUCAUGUCUUACGUCAACCUGAUCCAAACGAUCCUAUCAAACAACUCGAAACAAAAACUAUCACUACUUUCAGUAUGACUCGUACUAUGGCAAAACAACUAGGUCAACAUUUUUUAUCAGCUCGCUUGAUUGAGAAUGCCUCUGAUUCAACUAGUAGAACAAUGAAAGAUCGUGGUAUUUGGACUGUGACAAGUAAAGGAAAAUGGAUGAUUUAUAAUUUUGCUCAACGUGGUCAUGUUGCUUGGGAUGAACAAUCAGCAACCAAUAUCGCUCUCCAAUCUAUACCUGAUAGUACUGUCAUGCUUUUGGAAAGAAGAACUCAUUCACUUCAACAUAUCAAUAAUAAAAAUGGAAAAAAGGACACAGAUGAAUUGACUUUUGAACGACAAAAUAUGACAGAUGCUUUUCGAUUGAUGAUGGAACAUUUGGAAACUUCACAAUUACUAGCUGAUGAUGUUGGUGGCAUUGAAACUCAACAAAUGAUAACCUUGACUCAUACCUUCUUUGGUUAUCAUGUCGUAGAAUUCAUUAUGCAAUGUAUGUCUGUAGUCAAUCGUCAAGAAGCCGAAAUGGUAGCCUCAGAAUUCGUUUUAUAUGGUUGGAUCAGUCAAGUAUUGGAUAAAAGUGAUCGUGCCAACAAUGUCAAAAAUGAUAUCGUCUUCAAGUCUCAACGAAAUGUUAUCUAUACUUUGACUGAUCGAGGUCGCCAUGCUCUUGGUUGGGAUGUUACUUGUUUGUCUUCUUCUUCUUCUUCGUCUUCUUCUGCUACUACUACUGCUUCUACUACUGGCUUGGUUACUCCUCAUAUCAAAUCAUCUGCAUCAUGCUUCUCCUUGUCUCCUUCUCCUGUAUUGACUUCUUCUAUGUCAAUGACUCAAGAUCAUCAACAUCAAAAAUCUACACCCGCAAUUCCAUGUACUUUAUCAGAUACGACAACUUCAAGUCUAUCUACGCCAUCUCCUAGUACCACAAAAUCAACGACUGCUUCUUUAACAACAUUUAUGUCUACACCUUCUACUCUCACCACUUCCCCAUCAUACAUUCGUCUACAACCAAUAUUAGAAGAUCCUUUGUUACGCAUGUACUUUCGUGAAUUUCUCAAGCAGAACUUUUGUGAAGAAAACUUGAAUUUUUGGGUGGACUACAGAAAUAUGCUUUACCAUCAUCAACAACAUCAGCAACAAAAAUCGACAAAUAGCAAGAACAACAAUUCAAUCGAUAGCUCACAUAGUGACAAAAUUACCAUGGAAAACAGCAGCAACAAUAUUAUGGAUUACAAUAGGGUGUUAUCAGAAUGUUAUGCCAUCUAUGUCACUUAUCUUGCUCCUCAAUCUACCAUGGAACUGAACAUUGAUCAUAAUUUACAUCAAGAUAUUCUUCGUUUUGUGGCAGAUACAUUCAAGGUACUUCUCAAUAAUGGCCAUGGAAACACCAUGAAUAAUAGUGGAAACAACAACAACAACAAUAAUAGCAACAGCGGUGUCAGCAGUCAUCAUCAUCAUCACCAUCAUCAUCAUCUUCCACCUCAACAAUCUCUUCCCUUCUUUUAUACACCAACACAUCCAUCACAAGAACAACAGACAAUCAUUAUGGUUCAUGGAAAUCGUAGUCAAUGCCUUAAAACUUUACUUGCAAAAUACGAACGUGUACAUGAUCAAGUAUGUCGUACCAUGGCUGAAGACUCUUUACCUCGAUUUUUAAAAUCAUCUCGGUACCUCCAAUGGCAACAACGACAAAAGGAACUACAAGACCUUGGACAACAAGAAAUAGAGGAUUACAACCAAAAUAGAAAGGAAUCUUUAGUUUCUAUAGAUGAUUCAUUCUAUGACGAUGCUCUGGAUGGGGCUGAUCAGAUAAUGGAUACAACGAAAUAUUCGAUGGAAAUGGAAGGCAAGGACACAUUCUCUCAUCAAGAUAAAGAAAAGGUCAGCAAUAUGCAUCAUAUGGAUGAGGAUACUAGUUUGCAAAAGGAAUUGGAUCGUCUGACCGUGACUGGUGUGGCAACAAUGACAACUACUACAACAACUACUUCUUCUUCUACUGCUACCUCAUCUCCAAUUUUCUCCAAAUAGAUUUUUAUUUGAAACGAUUCCAUUCUAUCAUUCCCUCCUCUUUUUAUAUACAUGUAUGAUUUCCUUUCUUGAUUAUAUUCCUUUUUUAUGAUAUGACCCCUCUCUAUAGAGUACUCUUUUUUUUUUUUUUAUGUAUAUGAUA
Halteromyces radiatus is the source of this 2446-nucleotide messenger RNA. RefSeq lists its product as uncharacterized. The record is from RefSeq and is a predicted model, not a curated record. Gene Ontology annotation, biological process: intracellular signal transduction. The coding region runs from base 37 to 2304 and encodes 755 amino acids. Lineage: Eukaryota; Fungi; Mucoromycota; Mucoromycetes; Mucorales; Cunninghamellaceae. The transcript is spliced from 2 exons.